UAUAUAUUUUCCUAAAAAUGAAUUGUCAUAAAUGCAUCUUUGCUAUUGCUAAAUUCAAUCAUCUUAAAGACUAUUAUGCUGUACUCAAUAUUACUUAAACAAAUGAUUAAAAUACAAUCAAGAAAGCUUAUUAUGCUUUAGCAAAGAAAUUUCAUCCAGAUCUAAAUUAAGGAAGAGAAGAAAAGUUUAAAGAAGUCAAUGAAGCUUAUGAAGUUUUAAUUUUGAAUACUUCUAUAGAUUCUCUCUGAUGAAAAUGCGAAAAGAGAUUAUGAUAAUAUGAGAAAUUUUGGAUCAAAUUAAUAAAGCUCAUAACAUUCUGAGUAAUAUUAAGAUCCUCGUAGAAAUUAUGCUAAUCAAUAAUAAUAAACUUAUCGUACUAAUUCAAAUUAUAAGUAUAAUAAAAUAUUAAUAAAGUUAAAAAUGGAAUACUAGAACAGCAUAUGAAUAAGCUUUUAAAUAAGCUUCAUCAAAUUUCUACUAUUAACAAUAAUAAUAAUAAUAAUAUUAACAGAAGGGAUCCAGAAAUAAUUAUGAUGAAGAAAUGAGGAGAAGAGAAGAAGCCUUGAAUUAAUUUGCUUAAGAAGCUUUGUUAAGGAAACAACGUGAAUAUUAAGCUAGACAAUAAUAUUAUGAAUAAGAAAAGCGAAAAAGUUAAUUUUAUAAUGAAAGGGAAAGAGAGGCUUAUGAAGACUAUAUAAGAUAAAGAGAAUAUGAAUAAUAUUAAAGAGAAAAAUUUGUAAUUAAAUAAAUCUAAUUCUUAGGAAGAAUAUCAAAAUAAAGCCAAAAAUUUUGAAGAAAGUGUUGAAAAUAUAUAAAAAAAUUGGAAUUAAAUUAAAUCAAAUGUUACUUCCUUAUGGAAUUCUAUUAAAGGAAAAAAAGAUUGA
Molecule: messenger RNA, 884 nt
Organism: Paramecium sonneborni
Lineage: Eukaryota; Ciliophora; Oligohymenophorea; Peniculida; Parameciidae
Source: the annotation of a GenBank genome assembly